AUGCCUCGCGAAAUCUCCGAUAUCAAGCAGUUCAUUGAGAUCUGCCGCCGCAAGGACGCCUCGUCCGCCCGGAUCAAGCGCAACCGCAAGUCCCAGCAGAUCAAGUUCAAGGUCCGCUGCGAGCGCUUCGUUUACACCCUGGCCCUGACCGACUCCGCCAAGGCCGACAAGCUCAAGCAGAGCCUUCCCCCUUCCCUCAAGGUCGUUGACGUCUCCAAGGGUACCAAGAAGUCCCUGUAA
Molecule: messenger RNA, 240 nt
Organism: Penicillium atrosanguineum
Lineage: Eukaryota; Fungi; Ascomycota; Eurotiomycetes; Eurotiales; Aspergillaceae
Product: 60S ribosomal protein eL38
Exons: 3
Coding region: 1-240 (79 amino acids)
Biological process (GO): translation; protein-RNA complex assembly
Cellular component (GO): ribosome; cytosolic large ribosomal subunit
Molecular function (GO): structural constituent of ribosome
Source: RefSeq, a predicted model, not a curated record